AUGGCAAGUUCAUUGAGUACUAGUAAUAUCAAUGGUAUCAUGAACAAUUAUAACCAGCACAGAUCCUCUAGUAUACCCAAGAGGCCUAAUGGCAGACCUAGACAAAGGAGUACAUCAGUACCAUACACUCAAGUUAGAGCUCCUAAGGGUAAAGUUGUCCAGACAAUAAGAAAAAAGAAAGUGCCAAACAGUAGUAAGCAUCUACCACAAUCAUUUUCAUACAAAGAGUUUGAAGAGAUUUGGGAAAGAAAUGUGGAAUAUACAGAUCAGACAUCUGAAAAGGACAUUUUGAAAUAUGUAUGCAAUGCUUUUAAUUCACAAUCAUCAGAGAAUGUUGCUGAAGUAAAUGGUAUAAAACCAUCAUGGUAUAAAACUAUCACAGCUUAA
This is a messenger RNA of Paramuricea clavata, 387 nucleotides long. The record is from the annotation of a GenBank genome assembly. Lineage: Eukaryota; Metazoa; Cnidaria; Anthozoa; Malacalcyonacea; Plexauridae.